Messenger RNA from Chinchilla lanigera (long-tailed chinchilla), 3233 nucleotides. It is a transcript of the gene Ddx23, whose product is annotated as DEAD (Asp-Glu-Ala-Asp) box polypeptide 23. Gene Ontology annotation, biological process: mRNA splicing, via spliceosome. The coding region runs from base 102 to 2561 and encodes 819 amino acids. The transcript has 17 exons. Gene Ontology annotation, molecular function: ATP binding; RNA binding; RNA helicase activity. The record is from RefSeq and is a predicted model, not a curated record. Gene Ontology annotation, cellular component: catalytic step 2 spliceosome. NCBI's taxonomy places the organism in Eukaryota, Metazoa, Chordata, Mammalia, Rodentia, Chinchillidae.
CCUGCCCCUCUGCCGGGGCGCUCCUCGGCGACCAGGAAACGGGAAAGAUGGCGACUGCUCGGCAACGUUGAGGCCGCGUUAGGCGGUUCAGACCCGGGGUGAUGGCAGGAGAGCUGGCUGACAAAAAGGACCGAGACUCAUCACCUUCCAAGGAGGAAAGGAAGCGAUCACGGACUCCUGACAGAGAGCGGGAUAGAGACCGGGACCGGAAGUCCUCCCCACCUAAAGAUAGGAAACGGCAUCGGUCAAGGGAUAGACGGCGGGGAGGCAGCCGCUCUCGCUCCCGUUCCCGUUCCAAGUCUACAGAGAGAGAACGACGGCACAAAGAACGAGAACGCGAUAAGGAGCGGGAUCGGAAUAAGAAGGACCGAGACAGGGACAAGGAUGGGCACCGACGCGACAAGGACCGCAAGCGGUCCAGUUUAUCUCCUGGUCGAGGAAAAGAUUUUAAAUCUCGAAAGGACAGAGACUCUAAGAAGGACGAAGAUGAUGAACAUGAUAAGAAGCCGAAGGCCCAGCCCCUAUCCUUGGAGGAGCUACUGGCCAAGAAGAAGGCUGAGGAGGAGGCUGAGGCAAAGCCCAAGUUCCUCUCCAAAGCGGAGCGGGAGGCUGAAGCUUUGAAGCGGCGGCAGCAGGAGGUGGAAGAGCGGCAGAAGGUGCUUGAGGAGGAGAGGAAGAAACGGAAGCAGUUCCAAGACUUGGGCAGGAAGAUGCUGGAAGACCCUCAAGAACGUGAGCGUCGGGAACGCAGGGAGAGGAUGGAGCGGGAGACCAACGGAAAUGAGGACGAGGAAGGGCGGCAGAAGAUCCGGGAAGAGAAGGAUAAAAGCAAGGAACUGCAUGCUAUUAAGGAGCGUUACCUGGGCGGUAUCAAAAAGCGACGCCGAACGAGGCAUCUCAACGACCGAAAGUUUGUCUUUGAGUGGGAUGCGUCGGAAGACACGUCCAUCGACUACAACCCUCUGUACAAAGAACGGCACCAGGUGCAGUUGUUGGGGCGAGGCUUCAUUGCAGGCAUUGACCUGAAGCAGCAGAAGCGAGAGCAAUCGCGUUUCUAUGGAGACCUAAUGGAGAAGAGGAGAACUUUGGAAGAAAAGGAGCAGGAGGAGGCAAGACUUCGAAAACUUCGUAAGAAGGAAGCCAAGCAGCGCUGGGAUGACCGUCACUGGUCCCAGAAGAAGUUAGAUGAGAUGACGGACAGGGACUGGCGGAUCUUCCGUGAGGACUACAGUAUCACCACCAAGGGCGGCAAGAUCCCCAACCCCAUCCGGUCCUGGAAGGACUCUUCUCUGCCUCCGCACAUCUUGGAGGUCAUUGAUAAGUGUGGCUACAAGGAGCCAACACCCAUCCAGCGCCAGGCGAUUCCCAUUGGACUACAGAAUCGUGACAUCAUUGGUGUCGCUGAGACGGGCAGUGGCAAGACGGCAGCCUUCCUUAUCCCAUUGCUGGUGUGGAUCACUACGCUUCCCAAAAUUGACAGGAUUGAAGAGUCAGACCAAGGCCCUUACGCCAUCAUCCUGGCUCCCACGCGGGAGCUGGCUCAGCAGAUUGAGGAAGAGACCAUCAAGUUUGGGAAGCCACUAGGCAUCCGCACCGUGGCCGUCAUUGGCGGCAUCUCCAGAGAAGACCAGGGCUUCAGGCUGCGCAUGGGUUGUGAGAUUGUGAUCGCUACCCCGGGGCGUCUGAUUGAUGUGCUGGAAAAUCGCUACUUGGUGCUGAGCCGCUGUACCUAUGUGGUUCUGGAUGAGGCAGAUAGGAUGAUUGACAUGGGCUUUGAGCCGGACGUCCAGAAGAUCCUGGAGCACAUGCCUGUCAGCAACCAGAAGCCAGACACCGACGAGGCUGAGGACCCUGAAAAGAUGUUGGCUAACUUCGAGUCAGGAAAGCAUAAGUACCGACAAACGGUCAUGUUCACGGCCACCAUGCCCCCAGCGGUGGAACGUCUAGCCAGGAGCUAUCUUCGACGACCUGCUGUGGUGUACAUUGGCUCUGCGGGCAAGCCUCAUGAGCGUGUGGAGCAGAAGGUCUUCCUCAUGUCGGAGUCAGAGAAGAGGAAAAAGCUGCUGGCAAUCUUGGAACAAGGCUUUGAUCCACCCAUCAUUAUUUUUGUCAACCAGAAGAAGGGUUGCGAUGUCUUGGCUAAAUCCCUGGAGAAGAUGGGGUACAACGCGUGCACACUGCACGGUGGAAAAGGCCAGGAACAGCGAGAGUUCGCGCUGUCCAACCUCAAGGCAGGCGCCAAGGAUAUUCUGGUGGCUACGGAUGUGGCUGGCCGUGGUAUCGACAUCCAGGAUGUGUCCAUGGUUGUCAACUACGAUAUGGCCAAAAACAUUGAAGAUUAUAUCCACCGCAUCGGCCGCACAGGACGAGCGGGCAAGAGUGGUGUGGCCAUCACCUUCCUCACCAAAGAGGACUCUGCUGUGUUCUAUGAGCUAAAGCAAGCCAUCCUGGAGAGCCCGGUGUCCUCCUGUCCCCCAGAGCUAGCCAACCACCCAGACGCCCAGCACAAGCCAGGGACCAUCCUCACCAAGAAGCGCCGGGAGGAGACCAUCUUCGCCUGACGCAGCGCUCUCCCGAGGGCUUGAGGGCGAGCUGUGAUGCUGCCUGGCACCUGCGCCUCAAAACUCUCACGCCUCUCUUUCCAGGUUCUGUCUGGGGUUAUUGGGGCUGAGCACACAGCGAGUCCUCCUGGCCUUGGCCCUCAGGUCCGGAGGCUUGAGUGUGGGACAGGAAGACGCCGUAGGAGACAAGAGCAAAGCGCCGGAUUCUGGCCCUGUUCUGCCCUUUGGGUGUGGCAUUAAGAUUGUGCCAGGCUGUCAGCUCUUGCCAGGGAAUAGGUCAGCUGGUUGGCACUGCCCCUGGACUGAACAAACGCCUGGCUGCCCGGAUGGGGCCUGCUUCGGCAAGGCUUGGCGGCCUAAGAGUGCGCUGCACCAGCGUCGCCCUGGUUGACCCCAGGGAUUGGCACCGAGGAGCGCGGACCUUGGACUCUGUCGUUUUGACAGCUGUUUCCCUCUGGAGUAUAAAACAGGUUGAGCCUUUAGGAGAGUGCACAGCCCCACGCCAAAGGGUGCUGUGCACUCCAGGUGCCCCUACCCCAGGGAGUUUUUUAGCAGCUACGGGGACAGGGUGACUGGCUGUGUCCAUCUCUAAGUCACUGAGUGAAAUCUGUUUUCUAUUCUCUGAGAUGAGUUUGUAUGUUCUGAGAAUAAAUAACGAAUAUCGAGAUUGUA